ACAACAUGUUUAUGUCUAUAUAUAAGGAGACUUGUUUUUUAACAACUAAAUCAUUUGAAAUGUUUUUGGUAGAUGUUGGUUUUGUUGCGAGGAAAAUGAACGUUCUGGUGAUCCUCGCGGCGCUGGCCUCGGGUGGCCUCUGCAACCUACCCCCCGGGCAGCAGCUGUCAUCCGCGCAACAGCUGCCCACCCAACAGACCGUCUACAUACAGGAGUCUACAGCGCCACCCAAGACUGUGAGCCAGUACACGUCGGUAUCGUCGCCCGCCGCGGCUGCCGGCCAUCUCGCGCACAGCGCCACCGCAGCCGGUGCCAGCCUCUCUAACUCCUACCCUACCGCGUUCGCGGGAUCCGCGAGGAACUUUGGCUCGGCAAAGUCUAUCGCCUCUUUUCCGUCGUACUCUCGCAGCUACCAGCGGCUGGCGGCGCAGCCUACGUUGUCGAAGACGUACACCUCGUACGUGACGACGCCCUCGUACUCUACCACAGUCUCACCUACAUACUCUACAGUUUACUCGACUCCAAGAUCGUCUUCAUUCAGUUCUGGCGCGGUUUCGACAGCAGCGACUCCGGUGACCAGCUACCCCGUCUCCUACUCCACGCCCACCGUUUCCACCUUCUCGUCGAGUUUCCCCACCUACGUUACGCCUACAGCUCCUUCCUCCUACCCCGCCUACACUACCUCUGUGUCGUCCACUUCCUCGCCCUUCUUCAAGGCGUAUUCAACGCCCGCUACUGUGACUACCACAUACCCCGCGGCGAACGGCUUCAAAAGUACGUUCUCGGAUUACAACGUUUACUCGAGCGCCUCGCCUCAGAUUUUUAGAGAUUCGUCCCGCCCGGUGGUGACACAAUUUUCAUCCCCCGGUCUAUGGACCUCGCAGGGAACAUCCCGCAGCUUCUCUUCCAAUGGACAUGCGCCCGUGACGAUUCAGAAGUCGACAACGUUCACCCCGGUCAAACCAACGCUGACCGCGUAUGUGGACAAGGUGACCCUGCAUCCCCUCUUCGGCCAAUACAACACGGCUCUCAAAAAUCUGGACUCCCAGUAUUCAACCCAACAGUUCUCCCAAUCCUCCCCCAUCACUAACGUCAUAGGCACGACGGUGUACACUAAGCCCGCUUACAAUUCGUACUCGUCCAUUUCCUCGGUGCCCAUCGCCUACUCGACGCCUGCGAGCUGGGCUGUGUACCCCACGGCGCAGUCUGUAAGCCUGCCCGCGGCGAAGUCCUACUCCUACUCCGUGCCCGCGGCGUCGCACGGCUCCCACUGGUCUGGCAACUCGAACCUUUCCUCCUCCUCGGCAUACAACGUGCAUCCUUCGGCCUACACCUACACCUUGCAUGGGGCUCCUCUCGCGCGAGAGUACCACACGCUGGAGUCACCGCACGCGCACACCUGGAACACCGCCAACACCUGGGGCUCGCUGCCUACCGCCAAACAACUCUACGUGUCAUAGAUAAAAUAAACAUCUGCUUCAUUGUAAGGUUUCAUUUUGUAACACUGUCAUAUUUUAAAUUGUUGAAUGCAUAUCGUGAUAUCGUAAUAAAUACGAUUAGACAACAACUUCUUAAAAAUUGUAUGAAGCUGUUCUAUCACCAUGUCCUGAUUUUGUUUAGUGAAAGUAAUUGAAACUGAUAUUUAUAAGCUCUAAAAAUAAAAUGUGUUAAAGUGUUAAUUA
Molecule: messenger RNA, 1682 nt
Organism: Papilio xuthus (Asian swallowtail)
Lineage: Eukaryota; Metazoa; Arthropoda; Insecta; Lepidoptera; Papilionidae
Source: RefSeq, a predicted model, not a curated record